This is a messenger RNA of Dermacentor andersoni, 3256 nucleotides long. The record is from RefSeq and is a predicted model, not a curated record. Lineage: Eukaryota; Metazoa; Arthropoda; Arachnida; Ixodida; Ixodidae.
UUACGGAGGCGAGCACACAAAAUGUCGUUUAUUUACUGUAAUUUUGCAUAUGAAUUGUGCCGUUCACGCGUUAAUUAGCAAGCGCAAUACGUACGUGCGUGAACAACAUCGCGCAAUAGGCUACGUUGAUCGUUAGUCCCACAUUUAUAUUUACAUCAACCAAGCUUGCGCACUAAACUGGUUCAACUCCGAUGGCGCAUGAAUGUAGUUCAACGUAGAUUAUUGGGGAUUGAAACCAUCGAUCCGUGCGACAGACCUGCCUACAUGCUUCCAAAUUCUCGGAGAAGCGGCGAGCAGUUUCGGUUUCAGUUCUUUUUGAAUUUAUAUUUUACUCCAUAACUAAUUCUAAAUAGGCAGCAAAAACACAAUAAAACAAAAACUUUAUUAUUAGUAUUUAAAAUACCGAAUAGCUUCCUUUUACUUUUGAUUUUAUUAUAUGUUUAUCAUAUACGGCAUGGCGGCUGUGCCUUCUCUGUUGCCAUGGUUUCGCAUUUUUCUCCCGUGGGCUCCGUGUUCGCAUAGGUCCUACAGUGUGGUAUAGUUUCGGGCACGGAGGAAGGAAACUAAGGAGAGGCCCUGACGUCACUCUUUGUGAAGCAAAAGUGAAGCCGGAAUUUGGCGUUGCUCAUGGCGAUGCUCCGCCUUUUGGGCCACCCUCCUCUCUUGUUUACAUCUUUCGCGAAACCACGCCGCGCUGCGCGUGGUGUCGCGCGCGCUCGCGCAACAUCUGGCAGAGCACGGUGCAGGUAGCACAGCGCAACUAGACACGGUGACUAACGCAAACCCGCCCACUCAGCGCCUUUGCCACGGCCCGAAACCUACCAGAGCAACACGUGUGAGCGCUCAAAACCAUAACAACGCCGCCAUUGUGGCCCAAAAGGCGUGGCCAUACAAAAAAAAAAAUAAAAAAGCAGUCAAAAAAAUGAGAACCUACUACGUCAUUUCCGCCACACUUUUCUCCUAGCGCGCGGAGGGGGUAGGGCCUCUCCUUAGUUUCCUUCCUCCGUGGUUUCGGGGGUUUCGCGCGCUUUCUCAAAUAGAUAUUAUACUUGGGCUCGCGGAGCCAGUCUGCGUUUCAAUCGAAGGUAAGUGUUGUCAUUUGCUAACUGUUUCUGUUCGGUCUGGCCUGCGGACAUACGUGUGAUGGCCUUAUUUUUCACCUUCUUUAGAGCUUACGGUUGGCGGGAAGCGCGCCAUGGAAAGCGAAUACGAAAGUGACCCCUUUGCUGUGGUCUCAUUCCCUGAAGAGGAGGACAGUUUGGCCAUCAUUCACACGUCAUGGCUGAAAGGAGACCACCGCUCUACGUUUUGGCCAAUAGAAAAAAAACCUGGCAAACGGCGAAAACUAACGAUGCAAGGCACUAAGCCAACAGACUCUUGGAUUGAAGUGCAGUGCGUCGUCAAACGCUGGGCUGAUACCUAUGAGAGGGCGCAAAACAAGCUUAAUUCCCUCCAGUACUCAUCUGACAGUAACAGUGGAAGAGAAUUGGGACGGGGCAAAAGAAGGCGGCGACGUGCAAUGCAUUUUCGAGAUGAUGAGGAGAAUGGCAGCUCAGACUACGAUGAAAAUGAUGAAUAUGUCCAACCAAGGGCACCAACACCACCUCAGCCGCUAUCCGUGACAGGCCUGCUUGGACACAUGCUGAAGCUGCCAGCUUCAAUGAGUUGCAACCUCUUGGUAGCCUUCAUGGAAAGGGUCUUACAGAUACUUAAUGGUAUUAAGCAGACCCAGCAGGCCCAUUCACAAUGCCUUAAUGAGCUGCUCCGCAAUGCCAACAGUGCACCUUCACAACCUUGUGACCUCCCUGAUUUGCCUUUUUUGGAUGCGACAGACGUGCUUGACUAUGACAAAAAGCUUGAGACAGACAGACAAGCUCGACAUCAAAUGAAGAAGCACUUGGCUGUCCAAGGAGGGGACUCAACAAAACAGAAAACAACACGCAUUCUACAGUCCCUCCUUAGUAGGAACGCAGCAAUAAGCUUCAGUUGGUUUGGAACGAAGGGGAAAAAAAAAUUCUCAGAGUUGAAUCUGUGCAAGCUAAUGUGUGGCACAUUGACUAAUGACAUCAGGCACCCAGACGCCACCCUUAAGGAUGUCGAGAGGGCCGCCAUGACGUGGUUCCGCCAUGCUGCCGAGCGACUUGCUGCUCAACAAAUAUAAUUGUUAAUUUCGCCACCAAAUAUGAUGAUGCUGAACUCAGCUUUCUUGUUGCAGAUUUUCUGCAUGGCCUGUAUGAACAUAUUUUUUUUCACUAGUGUUUCAUCCUUUUUUUUUUUAAUGUUACCAUUUGCCACAUUCAGUGCCAUCAUUUUCUUAAUGUAUUGUUUCCUGUGCCUAGCUGAAAUUUUUAUUUCCUGAAACUUAAUUUCUUUACUGGUGCACACAGCUUGCACUGCCUAACUCUCUUCUAGCAGUGUAGGAUUAAGAGUUAAGAGAGCAGAACUAAGACUAAUUAAAUGCAUCAUUGGCCUAACUGGGAACACUGUUUUACAAUGUUUAAUAAGUGCACAGCAAUGUAUACAAAAACACCUUAGCAAGUAAAUACAACUGAAUUCUGCACUACUAGAUGAGAGUUAAGCAGGCUGUGCCAACCAGUAAAGAAAUUAGGUUCCAGUAAAUCAAAAUUUCUCUUGGGCACAGGAAACAACACAGCAAAAGAUUAUUUUAAACUUUGUAUUAGUAGGUUCUGUGAAGAGAAUGUGACUUAAUUACAUAUGUGUUCAUCUUAUAAUGGGAAGUGUGCAAUAAAAAUUAACAUUUCGAAAGUUCAACUGUUGUGAACUAUUGUCUAAUUUAUAGUGCAUUGUCCAACAUGAAAUUAGUGUCGUGUAUUUACAACAAAGAAUCCAAAAACACUACAUGCUUUAACAAUUUAUUUUUCUGCCAGAGCAUUUUAAACUUAAGCCAUCUUCAGUGUACUCCAAAAUUCGCUGCCUUGUCACAUUACUUUUUCUAUUAUUUAAUUCUGUUCUAAAACUGUUUACAGCAUAAUGGCCUUAAGUGCUUUUGUCAUUUGCUCCUUUUCCUCGUCUUGAAAACGACUUCAAGCUCUUGUUUCAGGCUUGGAAUUGAAACACGGAGGGCAAAAUCCAUUGUUCUCCAUUUUAUGUUGGGAACUUACACCCAUUGCUGUGUAGCUGUAUAUGCGUGUACUUCUGUCCCCUCAGCAAUGUUUCCAGUGUUCUCAAGAUUUGGUAAAUACAAAAACAAAGGAAAACAACAGAACCACUGAAAGCCAUAAGCCUGCAGUCUUGG